AUGACCAAGAUAUCAUGUUCUUAUUUCCUCAUACUAAUGCUUGUUUUGUUAGGUUUUUCAAUUGUUGAGUCUAAGGGAGAUAGGCGUUGUACUCUAAUCAUUGAUCUAGCUCCAUGUCACCAUGUACACUGUCGUCUAAACUGCUAUGCGGAGCGCAAUGGAGUUGGAGAAUGUAUUGCAUCAAAAGUUGGUAGUACUCCUAAUUGUGUGUGUACUUAUGAUUGUUGA
Molecule: messenger RNA, 228 nt
Organism: Arabidopsis lyrata subsp. lyrata
Lineage: Eukaryota; Viridiplantae; Streptophyta; Magnoliopsida; Brassicales; Brassicaceae
Product: defensin-like protein 155
Exons: 2
Coding region: 1-228 (75 amino acids)
Source: RefSeq, a predicted model, not a curated record